Molecule: messenger RNA, 1796 nt
Organism: Brassica oleracea var. oleracea
Lineage: Eukaryota; Viridiplantae; Streptophyta; Magnoliopsida; Brassicales; Brassicaceae
Product: pectin acetylesterase 12
Exons: 11
Coding region: 349-1590 (413 amino acids)
Biological process (GO): cell wall organization
Cellular component (GO): plant-type cell wall
Molecular function (GO): pectin acetylesterase activity
Source: RefSeq, a predicted model, not a curated record
GUUUUUGACGUUACCAUUUGAUGCUGAGCGUUUCAAGUGUGAACUAAGAUCCAUGUAACAUAAAAGAUGGUCUCUGUCUUUGUCAUGUAAUAAGAGACUGAAUUAAUUUUUUUUAAAAAAAGGGAAUUCAAAAAUAAACGUGAAUCCAGCCAUGAAACAUUUUUCAAAUAAUUAUAUACAAAAAGAAACUCAGAAAAGCUUAUUCCUUUUCUACAAAGAUCGGUUCUUUUUAUUAUAACACUUGAACGUGUCUGGCUUUAAAGUUUGUUCCUUUCUUCUCUAUCUCUCACUCCCAGGGAUCUGUUUCUUUGCUUUCACUCUUCUCUUCUAGUAAGAGAGUGAGAGACAAUGAACAAGCUUUUGUUGUUGGUAGGCUUUAUUGUAGUGCUAGGAACUCAAGCAAAUGAGUAUUUAGAUUUCAAUGUGACAGAGAUAGACCGCAUUGAGGAGCUAGAGUUUGGAUUCUCCAAAUACAGCUCAAAUUUGAACCCUUUAUUAGUUGGUCUCACUCUCAUCAGAGGAGCUGAUUCUGGAGCUGUUUGUUUGGAUGGAACAUUACCUGGAUAUCACUUGCACCGUGGGCAUGGAUCUGGAGCUAAUAGCUGGCUAAUUCAAUUAGAGGGAGGUGGAUGGUGCAACAAUGUUAGGACCUGUGUAUACAGGAAGAAGACUCGGCGUGGUUCAUCUAACUACAUGGAGAAGCAGCUUCAGUUUACAGGAAUACUGAGUGAUAAAGCUCAAGAGAAUCCUGACUUCUUUAACUGGAAUAGAGUUAAGCUUCGUUACUGUGAUGGCGCUUCUUUCAGUGGAGAUGGUCAGAAUCAGGCUGCACAGCUUCAGUUUAGAGGAGAGCGUAUCUGGAGAGCUGCCAUAGCUGAUCUGAAAGCCAAAGGAAUGCGAUACGCCAACCAGGCACUUCUCUCUGGAUGUUCUGCUGGUGGUUUAGCAGCUAUUUUACGCUGCGAUGAGUUUAGGAACUUGUUCCCUGGUUCCACCAAGGUCAAGUGCUUGAGUGAUGCUGGCUUGUUCUUGGACACAGCUGAUGUUUCUGGUGGCCGCACAAUCAGAAACUUAUACAAUGGUGUAGUAAAUUUUCAGAGUGUGAAGAAUAAUCUCCCACGUAUGUGCACAAACCAUCUCGAUCCAACCUCGUGUUUCUUCCCACAGAAUCUGAUCAGUCAGAUGAAAACUCCACUUUUUAUUGUUAAUGCAGCAUACGAUACAUGGCAGAUUCAAAGCAGCAUAGCUCCAACAUCAGCUGACCCUAGUGGCUUUUGGCAUGACUGUAGACUAAACCAUGCAAAAUGCACACCUUCACAAAUCCGGUUCUUGCAAGGGUUCAGGGAUCAGAUGCUGAGAGUAGUGAGGGGAUUCUCAAUGUCUAGACAUAAUGGUCUGUUCAUAAACUCAUGUUUUGCUCACUGCCAAACCGAGAGGCAGGACACUUGGUUCGCUGAUGAUUCUCCUGUCAUAAGAAAAAAGGCUGUGGCUAUAGCUGUGGGAGAUUGGUAUUUUGAUAGAGCAGAAGUGAAGUUAGUUGAUUGUCCUUAUCCAUGUGACAAGAGCUGCCACAACUUGGUGUUUAGAUGAUUUAUCUACUUGAUUCUUCCUUAUAUACAUACUUAGAAAGCUUAGCUUCUCUCAAAUGGAGAAGCUUACUAUUUUACCAAUGCCUCAUUGGAAGAAAAUGUAUGAUUGAUUUGGAAAAACCAUAAUAAACUCCAAAACAAAUACAUAAGUUGGCUCAAAAGAGUUCAAAAUGUAAUCACAGAGUAAUGAUUCCUUUUUCCUUUGUU